AUGCCAAAUGUACUUGCAGCUUGUAGCGUAACUACUGUAAUUGUUGCCCAAUUUUGGACGAGUAUCAUUGGCAACGCUUUAUUGAAAAACAUAUCUCAAUCUCGUAAUCUACUUAUUACAACAGAAUAUUUUAUCGAUCAAAAAAAAUAUUUUUAUUUAAUCGUGUUGCAUACAUAUGCAGCUUUUAGCAUAGGAAGUAUCGUGAUGAUAGCAAUAGGAGCGAUGCUCAUAGCAUAUUUGCAACAUGUUUGUGGAAUGUUUAGCAUCUCAAGUUAUCGUAUUGAACGCGUAAUGAGAAUAAAUAUGCUUCAAAAUAAUAAUACAUUAAAGAACGAAAAUUUGAUAUUUAAAGAAAUAAUAUAUGCCAUUGAUAUUCAUCGACAAGCUAUGAAAUUAUCUAAACUGAUGGUAUCUAAAUUUGAGACAAUGUUAUUCUGCUUAAUAACAGUUGGAGUAAUCUGUUUGAGCCUCAACCUCUUCCGAAUUUUUCAGAUUGAUACAUCUGAGGAUAACGUCAAUGAGUUUCUAUUUCCUCUUAUAUUCGUAAUAUUCAGUAUUUUAUACAUGUUUAUUGCCAAUUAUCUGGGGCAAGAUAUUAUGGAUCACAAUAAUUACAUAUUCGUUACUGCGUACAACGUUCAAUGGUAUACAGCUCCCUUACACAUACAAAGUAUUAUACUCUUUUUAUUACAAAGAGGUGCCAAAAAUUUUACUUUGGAUGUCGGUGGAUUGUUCAUUGGAUCAUUAGAAUGUUUUGCAACGCUGGUGAAGGCUUCGGUGUCAUACUUUACUGUUAUAUAUUCUACACGAUAA
This is a messenger RNA of Trachymyrmex cornetzi, 813 nucleotides long. RefSeq lists its product as uncharacterized. The record is from RefSeq and is a predicted model, not a curated record. The transcript has 7 exons. Gene Ontology annotation, molecular function: odorant binding; olfactory receptor activity. The coding region runs from base 1 to 813 and encodes 270 amino acids. Gene Ontology annotation, cellular component: plasma membrane. Gene Ontology annotation, biological process: detection of chemical stimulus involved in sensory perception of smell; sensory perception of smell. Lineage: Eukaryota; Metazoa; Arthropoda; Insecta; Hymenoptera; Formicidae.